GUGAGUUCCCUUUCAACUUUUUUUCGUUUUUUCCACGAAAAACAUCUUUUCAUUCUUAUAAUUUAAAUUAACUAUUAACAAAAUAAAUGUAAAAUAAAUUGUGUUGAUUUGUUUAAGUUGCAACCAUUUAAAAAAUUGUAACGUCUCUUCCAACGAAAAAAGAUCAUAAGUUUGUGUAUAAAUUUCAUCACGCAAAAUAGUAAAGGAAUAAACACUAUUAAGACGCAUUUUUGUUGUCUACUUUCGUACCUAUAUACUGAAAAAAAUUUCCCGAGUUCACAAAAAAAAAAAAACAUUACAAUUAACAAACAAAAAAAAAAGAAAAGAAAAACAGAAAAACAAAAAAAGAUAGAAUAGAAAAAAUAUUGCAUAGCAGAGAAGCUUAAGAAAACGGGAACACAGUCAACGACUUGUUCAGCAUUAACGGCAGCAUGGCUAAUGUGAUUAGCAGUAAUACCAACAACAAUAAUAAUAAUAAGAACAACAAUUGCAGCAGCAAUACUAACGAACCUAACGAAGUUAUGCCUUCCCAGGUCGCAAUAGCAACCGGCACUAGUGACAUUACAAAUUUGAGAGAGCUCGGCAAUUUUCUGCAAACAUAUGGAAACAACGGCCCAAAUUCAUGCCCUUAUGAUCAUGUUAUUGAUAUGAUUAGAGAUUUGAGUCUGCAAGACGAUGGCAUAACAAUGAAUCGUAAAAUCAAAUCUAUUGAAACGGAUUUCUGUAAUAUUGUUAAAGAUGAAAAUAUGCUGCACGAGUCCAUGCAGUAUAUAAAUAAUAAGGCUUUAGAUGAUGAUCAGACAGCAUUAAAAUUUGCUUUACUCUUUGCAUCGCGCAAUUUUGAUGCAUUGGCCAUGAAAGAGACUAAAGUACGCAGUGCCAUGUUAACAAUUUUACAAAACAAUUACACAAAUGCCGACACAUAUCGUAUUCAUAACCGGGAUCGCCUAUACAAUUCGAUAACAUUGUUAGGCGAAUACUAUCAUCGUGUGCGUUUGGCUGAUAACACACCAAUAGCUAUUUUGGGUGAAUCGUUGUUAGGUUUAAUGAUCCGAGAAGUUAAAGAGGCAACAAAUAUUAAUGAUGUUAAAUUGGUCAAAUUGAUAUUGUCGCAAAUUAGCCUUAAUGGUGCAAUAAUGCGCGAUAGACAUAUUGUGGAGUUAAAUCAACUUUUGUUUCUAAUACGAACGAAUUUAAUAGAACAUCCUUGUUUAAAAUCGAAAGUUAAGGCAGUCAUGCUGAUGACAUUGGAUUUGUAUUACAGUAACUUUACCAGUUUGGGCGACACGUUAGAGGAGAUGUAUACCAAAUAUUGGAUUAUGAUCGACGAUGAUGAGGGAAACAAUAAUCAAAAUCAUAAUAAUAGCAUACAAGCCACACCAUCGCAGCCGCCUUGUAAUUCGCAAGAACAACCACUAGAUGUAGCAGAUCAAAACCAUACCGGAUUAGAUAAUGGUGUCGUAGAAGAAAACUCGAAUAUAAUUGAUGAAGAAAAUCCGCAAGAGUCCUAUGAGAACCCAUUUUCUUUGGGUACGAAGAAAUGGAGUGAACACUCAUAUGGAGAUUCAUAUUUAGAUGUUAGCAUCAACGGUGAUAUAAUUGAAAACGAUGAACGCGUGAAUAAUAGCGGAGAUGAGCAACAGGACCCUACUACUUAUUCAUGCAGCGGUUAUUUUGAUGAUAACGAUCUAGAGCGGCAAAAUCGCAAUUCUAGACGUUCAUAUCAGCCGUACCAAUCCCCCCGUCCCUUGAAAGAUAACUUUCAUGAUAACAUCAGUGACUACCAUCACUAUCAGGAGCAUGAUGAUACUCAAGCUAACGGCACCGAAGAGCGAGAUGAAACUAAGCCUUUACCACGUUGGAGAACCACUCGCUUCAAUCGUAACGAUCAAUCGAAAGAUGGACGUUCUCACCAGCGCCGCUUUAGUGCCAGCUUUGAAGAUGAUCGUAAUAGCGUGCAUAGCGAAGGUGGUAGCAUACGUUUGUAUAGCAUUAACGAUCGUCUAAGGCACGCUCAAGAGAAAAUUGAACGCGGAAAUAAUAGCCAAUAUAGCAGUCUUGCAAAUUCCAAUUGGGAUCGUCAAUCGUGUUCGCAACGUGACGAUCGCAGCGAACGUUCCUAUCAGAGCAAUUACGAAAGGGGUAAUCAGCGUCGGGGCGCGCGUAACUACAACAAUCGUUCCAAUUACGACAAACCACCACGUUUUCAAAAACAGAAACAUCACAAUAAUCACAAUAAUGAAAAAAGAAUUGUUAGCGAAUCAUGGCGUCGCUCUACUAAUUCUAAUAACUUUGCAAACGACAGUUCUUCCUAUAACGCAAAUGACCCUGAUGUGAAGGAGCGAAACUUUUCGCGGGCUCAAACACUUCCUAGGCCGGCUAAGUCGAGAAUAGAUGGUGUCAAUCACUCGAAUGCGUGCAACUAUCGACGUAGCCAAAGUCCUAUCGGAUACGAGCGUAAUAGUAAUCAUCAGGGCAAAAUACGUUCACAUAAUUUUAACAAUCGUUACAGUAGUCAAAGUAGUUUGACUAGUGAGACCUCAGGUUGCCAGUCGUCACAGCAGCAGCAACAACAACAACAACAUCAUCAUCAUCAUCAACAUCAACGUAACAGAUCGUUUAAAAGACGCUCUCAACCACCGCCCCAAACAUACAGUCAUGAGGAGGUUUGGAACUGCGAGGACGCUAAAGGUACAAGCGAUGAAUUAGUACGUAAUGCUCAACAAACCACUAAGUACAUGAAUUAUUUGUCCUCGAAAAAAUGAAAAGUAAGAAGCGAUCGAAAGAAGAGGCGCUUAUAUAAAUGAUUGUAUUGCGUUUAUUGUUACACUAAAAAAGAAAAGAAACUGGAGAGAGGAUAACAAUAUAUUCCAAGACAUACGUGAUUAUCUAUGAAAUUUUGUUUUAUAUGAAAAGAUAAUCAACCAUUGUUUAUUGUUCACAUAAGUAACAGUUAAUUUUUGUUUGGUGUAAAAACAAACAAAAAUAGUUUUGAUCUUAUCUUGAAAUCUUGCUUAAUGCAUGUAAUUGUUCUUUCAUGUUUAGUUUAUGUUUUUUGAUAUGUUAUAAGAAAAAGAAACAAAAAAAAAAGAAGUUCAUUUGCAUAAGUUGAAAAGUUAAGUUCGUUUACUUAAGACGCCGGCCCCUGCAGCUCAGGAUAAAAAAAAAAAAAAAAAAUUAACAAACAACAAAAAUUUAACACAAACCACUACUUACUUGUAUCUCCCAAUAAUGGCAAAUCUUAUUUUACAUUAGCUUUUUUUCCUUAAGAUAAUUUUUUUUUGUUUUUUAACGAAAACUGCCUGCUUUAAGCUCACAAAUUAUAAACAGAAUUUUACCCGGGAAUGUACAAAAAUUAAGGUUGAAGAUAUUGCCAUUUUUAGAUAACAUAUACAUUUUAUAAUUUAAUUUUUAAUUUACAUUAGUUUUGCAUUCACAAAGUAGCUUAAAUGUUGUCGCAAAUUGUGUUUUCUUUUUCUUUUUUUUUUUUU
Molecule: messenger RNA, 3491 nt
Organism: Glossina fuscipes
Lineage: Eukaryota; Metazoa; Arthropoda; Insecta; Diptera; Glossinidae
Product: GATA zinc finger domain-containing protein 14
Exons: 3
Coding region: 432-2765 (777 amino acids)
Biological process (GO): regulation of translational initiation
Molecular function (GO): translation activator activity
Source: RefSeq, a predicted model, not a curated record